CGGGUGUCGCGGAGUGGGCAGGUCCCUGAGAACUUCGCCGAGUCUGCCCGGGGCGGAGGCGCGCCCUGUCCGUGAGACGGCAGCCGCCGCCCGCUCGGCAUGGCCGGCCGCCUCGGCCGCGGGAUGUGCUGGGGCAAGCGGGGCCGGGGCUGCCGCGGCGGGGGCGCGCUGCUCGCCCUGGGGCUGCUGGCCGCCCUCGGCUUCCUCGUGUGGCGGCACGGCCCGCCGCCCCUCCACGCCGCCCGCCGCGCCCCGCCGCAGCCGCCGUCCCCCGACUCCGAGCUGCUGCGGCGGCCGGUGUACGCCAAGCCGGCCCUGGACCCGGGGGCGCUGGGGGAGCUGGGCCGGGCGGUGAGGCUGGAGCUGAGCCCGGCCGAGAAGCGCCGCCAGGAGGAGAGCAUCCGCCGGCACCAGAUCAACAUCUACCUGAGCGACCGCAUCUCGCUGCACCGCCGGCUGCCCGAGCGCUGGCACCCGCUAUGCAGAGAGAAGAAAUAUGAUUAUUAUAACCUGCCAAAAACCUCUGUUGUGAUAGCUUUUUAUAACGAGGCUUGGUCAACACUUCUGCGAACUGUUCACAGUGUUCUUGAGACAUCUCCGGACAUACUUUUGGAAGAAAUUAUCCUUGUAGAUGAUUACAGUGACAAAGAACAUUUAAAGGAGACUUUGGAAAACUACGUGGCUGGCCUACGCAAGGUGCGUCUUAUCCGCGCAAAUAAGAGGGAGGGGCUGGUUCGAGCCCGGCUGCUGGGGGCGUCUGUGGCAAAAGGAGACAUCCUAACGUUCCUGGACUGCCACUGUGAAUGCCACGAGGGCUGGCUGGAGCCACUGCUGGCAAGGAUUGCUGAAGAAGAAACAGCUGUUGUCUGCCCUGUUAUUGAUGUUAUUGACUGGAACACAUUUGAGUACUUGGGAAAUGCUGGUGAGCCACAGAUUGGUGGAUUUGAUUGGCGCCUGGUCUUCACUUGGCACAGCACCCCUGAAAGAGAACAAAAACGGAGGAAGUCCAAGACCGAUGUGAUCAGGUCUCCAACCAUGGCAGGUGGAUUAUUUUCUGUGAGCAAGAAGUAUUUUGAUUACCUUGGUUCCUAUGACACAGGAAUGGAAGUCUGGGGAGGAGAAAACCUUGAAUUCUCAUUUAGGAUAUGGCAGUGUGGAGGAAGUCUUGAGAUCCAUCCUUGCUCCCAUGUAGGUCAUGUUUUCCCCAAACAAGCUCCAUACUCACGGGCCAAAGCUCUGGCAAACAGUGUGCGUGCAGCUGAAGUGUGGAUGGAUGAAUAUAAACAACUUUAUUACCACCGAAACCCACACGCUCGCCUGGAACCAUAUGGAGAUGUGACAGAAAGGAGACUUCUACGAGAGAAGCUGAAAUGUAAGGACUUCAAAUGGUUUUUGGAGAACGUGUAUCCAGAACUUCACGUACCCGAGGACAGACCAGGCUUCUUUGGAAUGUUGAAGAAUAGAGGAAUGGAAAACUUCUGCUUUGAUUAUAACCCUACAAAUGAACAUCAAGUAACUGGACAGAGGGUCAUACUCUACCCAUGCCAUGGCAUGGGACAAAAUCAGUUUUUUGAGUACACAUCCCAUAAUGAAAUACGUUACAACACGCGACAACCAGAAGUCUGCGCAGCGGUCGAUUCAGGGACUGACUACUUGACGAUGUACUUGUGUCAAGAAAAUGCCCACAGUGUUCCUGAAAACCAGAAGUUUAUUUUCAGAGAGGAUGGUACCUUGUUUCACCCACAAACCCAGAAGUGUGUACAAGCCGAGGCAAACGCUUACAAUGGGAACCCAGCACCAUUGUUACGACCUUGUACCAACUCGGACUAUCAAAAAUGGUUCUUCAAAGAAAGAAGUUGAUUCAGAUGUUGUCUGGGAUAUAGCUGAGUACAAAAAACAUGUGCUCUUUCUAGUCAGCAGUUAGUCAGCCUUUUGAAAAGCUCAUAAGUGAUAUAUUUUUGUAUGGAAAGGACUGUAAUUAGUUGACAAGCCUUGGAUCUUGUUUCCUGGAGCUUUAGAAGGCACUAAGUAUUGAGAGCUUCAUAAAGUGCCACAGAAUCUGCUCCUUUUUAUUUGGCAGCUACAUAACUGCUUCUGAAGUGUCUUAGGUUUUUUUACAAGUGACUUUUUAAAAUCUACUGUGUGGAAGUAAGGCAAUCAAAAAAUUGCACUAAUGUUAAUCUGCCGAUAACUUAAAAUGUUUGUUUUUCUACUAAAACAUUCUGCAGUUGGGUCUUUUAACACAUAGUAGUUAAUAAUUAUUCUUGUCUUUUAAAUACCAAGAAAGUAAAUGUAGGCCAUAUUCUGCCCUAAGUGACUACCACAAAGCCCUCACUGAAGACUGUGUGGAUUUACAUGUAAAGGCAGAGUAUGUCUGCAUGUUUUUGCACAAAUAACAAUCUAGUUGCAUACAAAUUGCACAUGCUUGACAAUACUAUAGCUUAAAUAGUCUGACAAUUUUAGAUGUUCAUGGCACUCGACAAGUUUCUAAUCAUGCUUAAGAUUGGUUUGGAAGUAAAAUGGGGAUUUUCUCAUCUUUCUUAAAGGCAGAAGGCAACAAUAUUUAAAGAUGAUGCUUUGGGAAAAGCUAUUUAGAUUCAUAUGGGCCCAGCUAUGUGGCUGUGUUCUAGAAUCCACAACCAACUUUAAUGUUGUGUGGAAUUUCAAUGUGCAUAAUACUUUCAAUAUAAGACCUAUCAAUAAUUAUUUUGUAAAAAUUUCAACAUUACAGAGAAAAUGAAUCUUAACAUUUAAGUUUUUAAAUGAUUCAUGCAAAAACAAUUAUAUUUUAAAAAUGGUUUUGCAACUGAUUUCUGUGAAAUUCAGCUAAUAUUAAUACAAAAAUUAUUGACUUUGAGGUAUAACUUGUAUUUUGUCUGGGAGCUCCUUUUAGAUGAGUUGACCUUUCAUGUGGUCCUGUUGAAAAUGGGGGGUGUAAUCUGCAGCAGUACAGGAUGGUUUGUGCCCUGGUGUGUGGGAUCUGCCUUGCCCAACCAGAAAGGAGUGUUUGUAUAGCAAUGUGUCUGGCCAUCAACCAUCAGCAUUACCAUGUUGAUUAGAAGGGUUUCAGCUCAUAAGAAGAGUUUCUUUCCCUGUCAGAUGAAGGAAUGCUUAUAUGUAGAAGGAUGAAAAUAUCAACCUUUUUUCCCCCAGAACUCUGGGCAUCUCUUUUGAUUAGUUUGGUAUGUGUUUUGUUAUUUGCUUUUGUUCAUGUUUUCUAUAAAAAAUGUACAGCUUUUCCUUUGAAUCCCCAUAAGCUCAUGCCAUUUUGGCAUACCUAUUUAUAUGAUUGGGGUGUGGGGGGAGGGUUUCUGCCUGUAGGAGAUACAUGUUUACAUGUUCUUUCAAGGUCUUUCUUACCCAUGUAAAUAGAAGGUUUCUGUGAGCACCUUUGAAAUUUUGUCUCUGUGGGCUAGACUGAUGAAACUGGUGUUAGACUUAAUAAAAUACUUUGUGAUUCAGUA
This is a messenger RNA of Passer domesticus (house sparrow), 3464 nucleotides long. It is a transcript of the gene GALNT12, whose product is annotated as polypeptide N-acetylgalactosaminyltransferase 12. NCBI's taxonomy places the organism in Eukaryota, Metazoa, Chordata, Aves, Passeriformes, Passeridae. Gene Ontology annotation, molecular function: polypeptide N-acetylgalactosaminyltransferase activity. Gene Ontology annotation, cellular component: Golgi apparatus. The transcript has 10 exons. The record is from RefSeq and is a predicted model, not a curated record. Gene Ontology annotation, biological process: protein O-linked glycosylation. Bases 100 to 1860 code for a protein of 586 amino acids.